GUUUUGCAAUGCAUUUCAUAAUUCUCUUUUAUUGUGUUUUGGUAUUAGAUUUAGUAUUAUUUUAAUACACUACAAUUCUCAUCCCAAGAUUUUAGAACACUUUUAAUUUAAAGAAUGUAAACUGCAAUUCACUGAUGAUUCAACCUUUGUAUUAUCAUCAGUGUGUUAUCCUGUCAACCUUUGUAAUCAAUAACGUAACUCAAAGAGUCUCCUACAGUUUGUUUUGUAUUGACCUUUGUAAUUCUUCUGUGUACUUCAAAACUUUUAGCUUUAUCAGUAAUGAUUUAAGUAUGAUGUAAUGUAAAUGUUUUUAUUGUAACAGAACUAUUCUUUUAAAUUGGUGUUAGAUUUAUGGCCAGUGAAGGAAUCCGACAUGAAUAGAUGAUGAAACAGAGCUCUGCUCCUCUUCUGCCCCAGAGCAAGUCUUGACAGUCUCGUAGUCACUUCUCGCCCAGCAUGGGCAGUGCUUCAUCCAAGUUCAAGAAGUACCUUCAUAAUGGCGAUGAAUUUGCUGCUAUGCAGGUUUUUCAAAGUUCUCCAGAACUACGUAAGAACCUUGACCCCAACCUUAGCUAUGGGGACAGUCACCACCACAACACUGCCCUGCAUUAUGCAGCCCGACACGGCAUGAAGCACUUGCUCAGAACAUUUCUCAAUGAUCUCGGGGGCAAUCCUAACAAAAAGAAUGGGUGUAAUGAGACUGUGCUGCAUGCUGCGUGUACACUGGGAGCACACAAGACAUUUUCUGCGCAAGAGAGGAGAGCUGCUUGUGUCACACUGCUGCUGCAAUGGCGAGGCGUUGAACUGAACUCUGGUGACCAAAGGGAGAAAGUAGAUCUCACAGCACAAGAUAACAAUGGCAACACUGCACUUCACCACGCAGCGGCGGCUGGUCUGCAACGUUGCGUGGAGUUGCUCCUAGCGCACGGUUCACCAUUAUUUGCUGAGAACAAUGAAAAACUGACACCAUGUGACCUGGCCAUGCGUGAGGAACACCAUAACAUUGCGCGGUUACUGGAAUCUCGUAUGGUUUUUGCGGAUAGCAGUGAUACCAUCAAUGAGGCCCAGCUUUAUGGCCCAGGAGAGGAGGUGUACAGUGGGUUGCGGACUCAGGAUCUGCAGGAGGCCAAGGACCAACUUCUGGUAGAAACGUCAGAUAUGCUCAACAUCCCGCUCUUCACUGCCGAAGCUCUCCUCAGGGAUAACGAAUGGUCACGGGAAUCACUUUUGGAGAAGUGGAUGAAGGACCCUGUGCAGUGUUGCCAACUGGCUGGUGUGCAGCCUCCGACAUCAGCGUGGCAACAUUGCGGGGGUGAGGCCACUAGACUGACUCUUACCGAGACGCAGCAGGACUCCGUCGAUGACAAAAAUAAGAGUGAUCAGCCUGAGGAAAUUGUCUGUGAUAUCUGCCUGGUGGCUGUGUCGGUAUGGGAUGUUCCGGCUGCCCUUUCGUGCCUCCACCGCUUCUGUUCUGCUUGCUGGGAGCGUUACCUUACUGUCAGAAUACAGGAGGGUGAUGCCCACCACAUAUUGUGUCCUGCUGCUAUGUGUCACAUCCUGGUGCCUCCUGAGCUCAUAGAGAAGCUUGUCAGUCCAGACGUCGCUCGCAGAUAUUUGCAGUUUGACAUCAAGGCAUUUGUCGAGACGAACCGCAGCAUCAAAUGGUGUCCUAUGGCCGGAUGUGGCCGUGCUGUCCGUCUACCUGAAAUUGAACAAACACGCAACCAACCACAAGCAACCACCUCUCAUGCUGUCGACUGUGGGAAUGGUCACUUCUUCUGUUGGGAGUGCCUAGGUGAGGCACAUGCCCCCAGCGGUUGUCAGCAGUGGCAGCAAUGGCAGACCAAAAUAGCGCAGGUCAAGCCUGAGCAGCUGCAGACAUCGAGUUCUGAGACAGAAGAUGCUGCCAACUGCCUCUGGUUGGUCACUAACUGUAAGCCCUGUCCCAACUGCAAGAGCCCGAUCCAGAAAAACGAGGGCUGCAACCACAUGAAGUGUUCCAAGUGUAAGUCUGACUUCUGCUGGGUCUGCCUGGAGAGCUGGAAGAAACACAGUUCAGCAACUGGAGGCUACUUCCGCUGUAACAGGUUUGAGGCAGUGCACAAGGCGGAUGAAAAACAAGGAAUUUUAAUCAGUGAGGCCUUACUAAGAAAUCAACAGACAACUCAGCUGAACCGGUUCCUCCACUAUUACACCCGCUUUCGAAACCACGAGAACAGCCGGAAGUUAGAAGAAGGGCUGCUAGCCGGUGUCAGGAAAAAAAUGGAAAACUUAGCAUCGUCUUUUAAGAAAGGAGAAGUGCCUGCUGAAGUCAAAUUUGUAGAGGAAGGUGUGAGAGAACUGCUCAAGGCUAGGAGGAUACUCUGUGGCUCCUAUGUCUACGGUUAUUACUUGGAGGACAACGGAUAUAGCAGAACUAUCUUUGAGUUCAUGCAGAAUGAGCUGGAAGAGGUAACUGAAAGACUGAGCGAGAUGGUGGCUCGGCCAUACUUGCGCACACCUCGCUCUGUCAUCGUGCAGACAACAGCCUUGGCUCGCAGGAAACGGCAUGAGUUUGCACGAGCAGUCUCCAAAGGUCUUGUACCCCCAGAGACACCACCGACUCUACGUAAACUUCGAAGACGUAACUACAGGGUACUGGCAAUAGACACCAACAAUGAUGCAGAACAAGUGCAAGCAAUUGCAGAGUCCCUGAAGGAUUUGGACUCAAACAACCCAUGGGUGAAGGACGCUCGAGGUCGUCACAACAAUUUAAGUGCUAUUUAUGACUGGCCUGAUUUUGACUCAGACGAUGAGGAGAUGAACCAUGCUCUUGCUGUGAGUCUGCUAGGACAAUGUGUGCGACUGGACUGUACCAAGCCUCGAGCCCGUAACCCUCGCACCUGUGUCCUCCACAACUACUGCAGCCUCCACUGCAGCCAGAUAGACAAGCUGGGUCUCCAUCCUGAUUCGUAUCAAGUGAACGUGACAGCAGAUUACAACAUGGACCUGGUGAUUGCUUUAGAAAUGUCUCGUCUGCAGAUGAUAGAAGAUGAGAUGAAACAACGCCAGAAAAAGGAGAACAAGGAAACAGAAACAUCUCCAAGCACAAGUACAGAGCAACCUGAAGAGCCAAUUCAUGGAGAUGAGCAGCUCGAUCUGGCCAUACAGCUGUCCCUUCAGGAGAACACAGAGAUGUCUCAGUCACAGUCCGAGGAAUAUCAGAAGACCAGUGCCGAUCUUACUGUUGACUACUUUCUUAAAAGUUUGGCUGGUAGAGACAUCGAUGUGCAGAACCUCAACACUUCUGAAGGCUCUGAAGUUAUUUCUCCCCCACAGGACAGCCUGUGGAGCUCUAAGACAUCUGAUAAAGAAAUUCUAUCUGGAUGGAAAACUCCAUAUGUGGCCGAAGACGGACACUUCGAGAUUGGAGAUAUCCAUGAGACAGGACUGUACAAUGAUCCUGAUGAGUUCAACAGUGAUGUGGAUGCCAGACUGCUUCGAAGAUCUCAGUCAACUGGUGACCUGGUUGUGGGGAGUAGCAGGAUGGCCACUCGUACAGAGGAGCCCAGGUAUCACCUGGACUCUGACCACUCAAGUCAACAUGAGGAACGGCCUGAAGAGUUGGCACGGCGUAUCCUGGCAUUACCAGCCUCUAGCAACCGUCACUCGCUGCUUGUUCAAACUAGCGGUGGGAGCACGGCAUACUGUCAGAGCUCACUAGAGGAUACAUCAGAUUCACUCAACGCAGACCUCGAGGUUUGUGGAAUCCUUGGGACCUCUGAAGACAGCAGGAUGGCAACACUACCUCGCAACCUCGGCACCAUAGGCAAGAAGUGUGCUCUGGAUCUUGGAGACUCCAUGGCCGUUUGCGACCCCGAGGCCCAGGACUGCUUGGACAAAGUGGAGGAAUUCCCCACAAUCGAUAUCCCAGUGGACCCACUUCCACCUCCUGUAUUCCAAAAUUUACCCACAGUCAACAUAAACUCACCAUUAAACAAAGAAACAAGCCCAGCAAAUGAUGAUUUGAAAGAAAACAAGAAAUCUGAUGAAGAGAAGACUUUACAGCCAAGGAAUAUGAAUCCCAUAAUGGAGGCUCAUCGGAAGGCCUUUCGAGCAGCAGGAGGUAAAACAUCUUCCAACAAUUUAAGAAUAAGGAUAUGUAAUAAAUCACCACCAAAAGAGGGGGAGAAAGAGAAAAGACCUUUGGAAACAGAUAGUUCAAAUGAAUAUGAGUCUGAAACUGGCUUACCCAAAUCACCAACUCUAUUUAUUUCUGGAGUAUCUAUUAGUAGAACUCCUGAGCCAAAAUCUCCUGCAUUAGCCGGACGUCAAUCUCGAUCAUCUAGCCUUACAGCUUCCCUUCCCCCUCCCCCCUUAUCCCCUCUACUGCCCUCCCCUUUGUCAAUGUCUGUUGCUCAUUUGAAAGGGUCUUUGAAUUCACUGAACUCUUUAGGUCUUUCAUUCUUGAGAAGAAAAUCUCAAGAACCCACUUCCAAUACAAAGGCUGAAUUUAGCUGUACUACUGAGUCACCACUACACAAACAAAAUGAGAAUCCAAAAUCAAAAUCUGCCAGCGAACCAGAGAGGGAACGUGAGAUGUUCCGAUUUCCAAAAUCAUCUACAGACGGAGCUCUGAGCUCAGUUCUACACAUCCAGGAAAGUAAUCUGAGCUCAGAUGAUUUUCAUGAAGCUUUAUUCCUUUUGGAGAGAUCACCCAAGAGCAAUCAAGGGUCAAAAAGGAGAAAACGCAGCAAAAAGGAACGUCAGAAGGACAAGGAAAAUGCUUCUUCUGCAAAUAUAGUGGUUCCAGAAGCCAGUUCGGCUCUUUGAGAAUCGAUCACCUUUUAUGCCACAGACUUUAAAAUAAUAAUGAGAACUCGUACUUAAUGACAUGUAAGCUUUUAAGGCAUCCCCAACGCACAGAUGAAAAUGUUUUUGUUGAGUGUUCACGCAAUUAACGAUCGUUGUUAGACAUUCAAUACAGGUUAAACGAUACCUUAGAAUUAGAGCUAUCUGCUUUCGAUCUGUGCCUAAAUACCACUAACAUUUUACUCGUAAAGAAUUAAUUGAAGCUAGACAUUAAUAUAUUUUUCUUGUCUAACAAUUAUAAAAUUUGUGUGACUACUGUGCAACAUGCAGUCGAAGAACAUUUUGUAACUCAAUCACAUUCGAUUUACCACCUUUAACCUGUAUUGGAUAACGUUUUAGUAACAUAAUUACGAUUAUCAAGCUAGCACUGGCUUGUGUAAAUAUGUACUGAAUUAAACUUAUAAAACAAAUCAUAAUCGAUUAAAGUUUAUACUUUGAACGUAAGCCUGUUGACCAAUUAUAUCAUUACAAUAAUAAUUCAAAUCGUCAGUAUUUUUUUGUAUGAGAAUUGUUCAUCAUAAGAAGACUGUCGUUAAAUAAACUAAAUUAUCGGCACAAAAUCUCUAGCUGUGAUUGGUAGUGAGUGAAGCACUAGUAGAGUUUCCGCACAAUCACGUUCUAGGUUAGUGCAACAACUGCCAAUGUCUGUGAGUGUGUAUGUUUUACGACUCCAGCUAUGCUAUGUUUUAUCCUAACAGACCUUCAGCUACUGUUUCAAAAACAACACGGUGCUAAGUAAUUAUAAUUUUUUAUCAAUUAAAAAAAUCUUAUUCUUCUGGUUUUUGUACUAAAUGAUCACAAAUUGACUGUUUUAAUCAAGUAUUAUAUUAUUUUCAAAUUAAACUAAAGAAAUUUUUAAUUUUUAUGGCUCUACCAAUAAGGUUGAAUUGCAAAUUGUUGCUAAACAAAGUAUAAUCAUAUUAGAUUGUACUUAACAAAUUUAUUAUUUUAUAUUUAGAUAAAUUAGAAUAGAUUCAAAUAUUAAAUAUAAAUCUUGUAAUAAAAGAUCUCUACUUCAAGUUAAUCAAAUAUCUUCAAAUGUAUCUGUACCAUUUUCUCAACAAAAAUAUAUCAUCAAUAACGUGAUGAAUAUGUCAAUAUAUAUUGAAUAUUUGCAAGGUAUUUUAAUUAAAGAAUGAUGUUGGAAUAUAUUAAGGUUGUGUGAAUAGUAAUAAUAAAAACUAAUUUACUGUUAAAUACAUUCAUUAUUGAAAUGGUUUAUGAAGUGGAGAUUUGAACACACUAAUUUAAAAAGUAAUAAAUCAAUAUACAAUACAAAUUUACAUAAAUGAAAUUAUUCUUAUGGAAACUAAUCUAGCCAACAUCAUGAAAAUUAAUAAAUAUUCUUAAAGUUUGAAUCUUACCAUUUGAAAACUAAUUAAUUUCAUAAAAAUAUAAUCUAGGACAGAUUAGAUAAUAAUACUACAGAAGUGUUAAAUUAUUUUUUUAAAUUAUAAAUGUCAAAACAUAAUCAAGGGACUUAGUUUUACUAACUAAAUUUAAUGUUUAAGAAUCUUUACACUUUCAUGACAAAUAAUAUAAAAUGCAUCGAAUAUAACAAACAUACCAAGAUUAAUACAAUAAACAGUCAGACAACAAAGUUUUUUUCUACUUCCCCAUUCUGCAAUUGAGACAGAACUACUAUAUGACCACACAAAGGGUCAUUUUGACAUGACUAGAUCAACGAGACCUAGUGCAUGCAAUGGCCAUAUGCUUUAUUUAUGUUGAUAGUUCUGUGUUCAGUAGGAGUAGCAUAAUUUAUAUUACAAUUUUAUUCAGCACCACUAUAAUAUCCAACAUUUGUAAUAUUGAUUUCCACUUCAAAUUAAAUAACAGAAAUCACUGCUUAAGUUUGAAAUGUAGGAUAUUCACACAGCCCUAAUAUAGCCGAUAUUAACAGACUAUGAGUUAAUUACAAAUUAAAUAACAUUAUAAAAUAUUGAUUUCUGAUUAUUUUAACAAAUAAAUUUUACACUCAAUGAAUUAAUUAUGCCAAUACAGUAAUCUAACAAAAGUAAUCUUCUAGAUUUUCUGAGCUGCACUAAUCCUUAUUGGUAUCCAGUUACAAAGUUUGUGUACCAAACACAAAAAUCAAGAAAAUUAAAAAUAUUAAAUAGCUGAAAGUCUUUUAAACUGUAGGCUAUGUCCAUUCUUUUUAUGAAAAUGUAAAUAACGAGCUAGGUCUUUCAUUAGUUAGAUUUUUACUGGACGGUUAGUGUGAGAAUUUUGUAAUAAUCUAUCCUAAUCAGUAAACCAUCCCUGAAACUUAAGAUUUACUAAACUUAAAGUUUUUACGAAGUUAUUGAAAAAUAAAUAACAGCUUUAAUAGCCAAGUUGGUCUAAAAAUCAUUCACAUUAAGAGAGCAAAUUAUGUAUGUAAUUUUUAAAUGGACAUAGCCUAUUUAUAUACAAAUUUGUACUCCUGUAUAAAUGUUAUACAUUCAUCAUGACAUUUAAAGAAACUAAUAUUAAAUUUUGUAGUUAUUAAAAUUUGAAUGUUAAAUUUAUUCUCUUCACAGACCAGAUAUGAAAUGUAAUGGAGAGUUUUUUUAAUCUGUGUUUUUUAUAAUUUACAAACACUGUGGUAUGUAUUCAUAUAAUUUAAUUAUUGUCAUGCACUGUAAGAUCCAAAAAGUAUAUAUAGUAUCAAUUGAAUAUGUAAUCAAAAUCAGUAUGUCUGUUAUAUAUUAGUUUUAUACCAAUAUGUUUAUUUUUUCACAAUCCUCCAUAGAUCAAAGAUGUUUUAAUUUGAAAAAGUGUGUAGUUACAAGCUCUAAAGCAUUUUUAUUUUUCUGAACUGUAUUUUUGUUGUUGUAUUAUGUGCCAAAUCCUGUCACAUUUCCAGAUUUUAUAUUAUAAUUAUAGUUAAAAGACUGUUGAUUAGGGUACUUAAAAAUAACAUAGACUGGGUUAUUACUUAUAUACCAGUUAAACAUUUUUCACUUGUCAAAUUUAGUGCCUUCCCCAAUCCGAACUGUUGUUCCACUUUGUGUUGUCAAACAAAAAUUGAAGACCGAGAAUCAAUUUUUCAUUAGUUAUGACUAAGUAUAAAUAAUGAACACCCUGUGUAAAAUUCGGAUUAAUAAAUAUCAUGUGAUGUAAUACAACGAAGGUUUCGGCUAAAUGGAUUAAUGCCUUACUUUUCAUAGUUUUCUUUUUUUAAUUUUAUUAACUUUUUUUAGAUAAAAGCCAUUCCUUAUUGUUACAUAAUAUUACCUAACAAAAUUAAAAAUUUAUAGAGAAGAAAUUUUUACGAUUUUUAAAUGUGUGUCUCUUUUUAAUAUCAUAGUAUAUACUCUAACUUCAACACAAGUUUGAAGACCUCUUUUGAGUUGUAUAAGAUUGUAUCCUUACUAUUGUUGAGUUGUAUACACACAGUGGUAUAUUCCCUUUACCAACCCAUUGGUCUACUAGUUUAUAUAGCAUCAAAACUAAACAACCAAUCCAAUUAAUUUGAUUUAAACAUGGAGACUUCUGCUUGAAAUUGUAUUACUAUAGUUGAGCUUUUUUUGAGAAAUUUUAAUGAAACUAACGGAUUUAAUACAUGCAUCCUAAAAUGUAUUUUUGAUAAAAAAAAUAUAAAUAUAUAAAACUUAAAAGUGUAAGUGUUGAGACCUUACUUUUAAAUGUUAGUUAUUAGCACGCAAAAAUAAAUAAGGGAAUUACCUUUUACUCUCAAAGAAAUAUCCCAAAUAUCUUCAACUCAAAACUUGUGCAAUUCUGUACACUCACUGUUUGUUUUCUUUAGUCGGGUGUCUCUAAGCUGAUUGUGUCUUUAUUUUUCCCUUCCUACAAAUGUGUCAGUCUCAAAAGUAAAAUUAUUCCAUUCCCAUUAUUCCAUAAAUCACAGAAACAAAAUUAAGAUUGAAUAGUGCUGAUAUUUUGUGACUAAACAGCAAAUAUUUUACUGACGAGAUGAUCUCAUCAAAGUGUUUUUAUGUUAAAUAUAGCUAGCAGCGUAAUGUUCUCAUCAAAGUAGGCCAGUAGGUUAAAUAUCCAUUUAGAACCAGUCAGAUAUUAUAAAUGUUGAAAUAGGCCAAUAGUUUAAAUUCUAAUUUUAGGCCAUACAUGGUCAGGUCUUUUGUGACAUUUUUAUAUUUAACUGUUACACAUAUAUUAUCUUAAAUUCCCAAUUCAAUGUAGCUCAAAAUUUAGAAACACAAUUUGAUGCAGAGGUUCUAAAGUUAAGUGAAAAGGUAAAUUAAUAAAGUCAGAAAUUCUUUUAAUGAAGAAACUGUCUAUGUAUUUCUGAAGAGAAACACAUUAUGACAUCAGACCAAAAGUUGUGUUUGAGUUUUAAUAUUAUAGCAAUAGACCUCUAACAUGACAGUAAAAUUCCACAACUAAUGUUUGCAAAUUUGAAUCCAGUCUUUAUGGCCCACUGGGCACAAACUCAGAGUAGAUUUCCUUUUCAGUUAUAGACCUGACAUUUUAAAAUGUACUGGCAAUGUGCCACUUGGCUUUUGUACACAGUAAACUUCUGGAAAAGCUUAAUCUCUACAAGCUCCACAGCUUGUCUAAAUCAACUUUUAAGGAAUUUUGUUAAAAUCCUUGAACAUCAAGGAUAUUUGUACAUAUAUAGUGCUGGCCAUUGGGCUUUGCCAAUUGCAAAGGGUAAGAACUUACUCAAUGCAAUAUACACGCCAGUUUUGUUCAUUCAUGGACGUACAGGAUUCUGUAGUAGAAAACUGUUUUGUUCCUGAGACUUCACCUUCUUUGCUCCAAAAGCCACUCCAAAAUUGAAUAUAUACUGCAUGGAACAUGCAUACCAAUUUUGGUUAAAACCAUUCAGCAAUAAACUUCCAAAGUAGUUUUGGCUCUAAUAUUUGCACUCCCCUAUCCCUUGACUACUUUUGAUUUAAUUAGUCCCAACAAGGAACUUGAACCCCUUCACGAUUUUUACGUAAUAUGUUCAUAGCAUUGAGGUGAUUACGCAUUUUUAUAUUAUUCCUGUCUUUCUGUUGUCUGCCGUAAUAUUGUGCAAGAGCAUUUCUAUGACAAGCACGCGUUGUACAAGUAAUUCUGCUAUUUUCUACUAGAUGUCAGAACUUCCUUGGUCCUCUGUCAGGAGUGUUUGCACCUUGGUGAGUUUGCUGUAGUCACACAGUGCAGACAGGCUACAGUAUGCCGUUGUUGUAUUUCACCAAUCCUGGAGUAUUUUAUGUUUUUAUUUAUAGUGUGUACUGCACUAUGGAAAUAUCUGACACACAAAUAAAUGAUUGGCUUCAUUUGAAUUUAAAUAAAAUAAUGUAUCUACAAUAGCUAAAAAUGACAAAAAUUUGAAAAAAGAUAAUAAAAUUAACUUUUUUGUAAAAAAAAUAUAUAUCUAAAUUCUAAACAUGUAAAAAACAAACAAAAUCAGUAAAACACAAUGUUAGGUACAAAAACCGUUAGGGAUUAAUGAGAGAAUGUUUAUGUAACUUCUGUAGAGAUGCAUUAAGAAUUGAUGCAGUAAUAAUGAUACAUAUAGAUAAAUGGAUAGAGAUUCGUAUGAAUAAAAAUGUUGCUAUUAGUAGAUUAGAAAUCUACCUAGAAAAUAUAUAGUGUCUGGCUAAGAAACACUAGUCAGGAUCACUCGGUAUACAGUUGUAGUGAAGGUAUUGAAAUAAAUGUUGUUAUUUUAAUGGCUAGAUUUGGCUAUCCACAACUUUAUUGAUAAAUACUGAAAACAAAAACACUAAAAUAGAACAAUCCUUAAUAUGUUUACCUAAUAUGAAAGAUAAUGUUAUUUUUAAAACAAAACUAAAAAAGCAUUUACUUGUUAGCUUUUACAGGCACUAAGUUUGACAUAUGUGAUUGGACAUAGAUUUAUUUCAUAAAACUUAUCAUUCAUAAUCGGUGAGUGUGUGUGUUACCAUAGAAUAGGCUUAGGAUGUACCAGUACAUGUCUGUCACUAAAACAUUAAGUUUAUUGCUUCAAAAAUUACAGAUCAAAGUCUUAUUAUUGUUUUCUCAAUAUAAUUUUAACAAUAAUUGUAACUGUUUAAAUAAAAUUAAAAUAAUUUGUCCUUAAGUUUCUGGGACUGAAGUGUGGUUUUCUAAAACAUAAUCUUUUAUUUGGAAAACUUUCAAGAUAGGAAAUAUAGUAUAUUGAAUUUAAGUAAUUUCUGUACUGAAUAUCAGGCAUCAAUCUACAUUUGGAAAUUUGAUAUGCUUAAUAUAAUUAUACCAUAAGAAUCAAACAAUGCUAAUAUAACAAACAUUUCUUAAUGUCUCAAAUUGAUUACAAGUAAAAGUGUUUGUUCAAAAAUGUUCAACAUAUAAACCUAUAACUCUCAUAAUCAUCCCAAGUUAAAAAAAUAGAUAGUACAAAUUCAUGAAUAGCAGAGUGAAGAAUAAGAAUACUAGACUUUCUUCACCCUUUGCUUGCUAAACCAAAAUUUUAAUCAUACAAUUUUUUAAUGUAAACAUGGAUUACGUUCUGCAUAAUUUUAAAUCUUAUUAUUAAAAAUCUAACGUUUUGGUACAUAAAUAUUACAAAUUUAAGAUCUAAUUCACAAUAGCAGUAACAAAAUGUUGUAAUUUACCAAACACUCCGUAUUUUCUAUAGAUGAAAACAAGAAAUCAUGGGCUAUAAUUUAAGAUAAAGUUAAUAUAUUAUUAACUUCAUAAUAUUAUAACACCUUAAAAACAUGGGAGAAAUAGCCUAAAAAGGAAGUUUUCCUUAAAGCGUGAAAACAAAUAGUUAGAUUAAAACAUUGGUUAAGCGUAAUAAACAGUAGUUACUAAUAUUUUAUAAUUAUGUACAGCAAUAUAUAGCUUUCUAUUAUUUUUAAAUUUUUUAAUGCAUAUAUAUAUAUAUAUAUAUAUAUAUAUGCAUUAUCAUAUAUAUAUAUAUAUCAUCGUAUAUAUAUAUAUAUCUUAUAAUAUCUUAUAAACGUAUAUAUAUAUAUAUACGUUUAUAAGAUAUAUCUUAUAAAUAAAAACGAACGACAAAAUGUGUUGCCAAGUGCUAAUCUCUGGAACGGCUAGACCAAAUUAGACUAAUUCUUUUUGUAUAAUAUGCAUUGAAAUCUGAGAAAAUAUUAUAUGAGGAGAAAGAUUUAAAAUUUUACCUGGAAUAAAUUUUAAUUUGGGAAAAUUUUAUUAUUUAUAUUUUAUAAUCCAAAUUUAACUAACGCCGCUAAACAGCUGUUAACACUUUAAGUUGAAGUUUGUCAAAGAGUCACAGACAUUUAUUUACAAAUGAAAUUGUAGAACAGUGUUUGAUCAGUAGGGAUGCAGAUAGCAAAUAAAAAGUUAAUAUCUAAAUUCUACUCUGAAUUGCGCUAGUGACGGAUUUAAGACAUUUAAUGCAUUGUAAAUAUUAUUUAAAUACUGUUACCGAACCAAACUUAUAUGCCUACAAAAUCCUUUCUUUUCCACACUACAGUCUGAGAAACAACAAGACUUUUAUAACGCAAAACCUUACAAAUGAUUAUUUCGGAAUAUUGCAUGAACUUAGUCAGGAUUUCCCCUAUUACCGGAAGUAGACAAGAGGUUGGCAGAAAUUCCCUAUAGGCCGUAGCAAUUCUUUUGAUCAGUGCAACAAGGCAAAUUAAACUGUGGCACUGAAGUGAAUUUAAGUGGCUGAAAGUAGGCUUUUCAGUCCUACAAAUGCAUAUAUGUUUCUUCAUUAGGACAAGGCAAACUCUACUAUGGUACUGGAAAUAUCUAAGGCUGGGAGUAUAUGACAGGAGUUAGAAGUAUAUGCUUUUUGGCCAAAGCAGGUUUCUGAAACCUAUAUAUUUGUAUUUUCUUGAUUGAUGUAACAAGACAGAAAAUAUAAUACAUGACGUUGUAUAUAUAGUUAAUUUGAACCAGAAAUACUCCUACACGUGCAAAAUACGAUAUAAGAAUCAGGUUAAACUCUUGAUACUCUUACCCAUGAACAUUUAAAUAAUAACACUUGAUGUAUGUCUACUUACUUUUAAAAAAUUCGUAGGAAUCCACCAUAUUACGUCAAAGGGCUUUAACUAAGCAGUAUAGGGACUUUGAUUUUGAAAAGUGCGUGCAAAGCCGUGGCCAAAAACUAGUAUAUACAAAUAUAUAGAACUACAUUUUUUAAAUUGUAUUUUUAGGUCUUUUUGGUUACUUAUAUUCAACAUUUUGAAUAAAGCUGAUGAAAUUUAUACUUAUUGUUGUCUUUUUCUAAAAGAAAUGUUAGGUGUAAAUCAUAAGCGGAUUUUUAUGGAAUAGACAUAAACAAGCAAUAUUAAUAAAACUUAAUUGCUUGUAAUUUAUAGUUGUUUUUUGAAAUGUUUACAUACCAGAAAUUUAUGUUUUUGAACACUCAAUUGAUAAAUAUUUUCAUACAAUCUCAAUAACUGAGAUCAUAAAUAGUCCCUUCAGGACUUAAGUACAAAUAACUGAUGUAAUUAAACUGACUUGUCCUUCUCCCACACGUUCGGAAGCAUCCUAUAAUUGGCUGGUUAUCCUCAAAGGGAUAAUAUAUCUAUAAAAUAUAUAUAUCUCACUAAAAUUACUACUUUACAUAUAAUUUAAUAAUUAUUAACACAGCAAAACAAAAGUGAAAAGCUAGAUGGCAAAAAUGAAAGGAAGUGAUUCAAGAGCAAUCCCAAGAGUGUCUACACAACACUCUCGCAAGCUACUGCUAAAUAAGGUAAUACUGGUAAAUGCUGGUAACCAUAAAACGGGAUAGAAGAUUUUUUUGUUCCUGCGUCAACUCAGGUUGAUCCAUUGAAAAUAUUUCAGAAGCCCAAGUUCACUUUAAAAAAUCUAAUAAGAGGCCAACACAAUGUCAAACAGGUUCAAAACAUGGUUGCUAAAAAGCUUGAGCAAGAAAUUAAAAUAUUGUCAUUCCCAAUUUUCCAUACAGUUUUCACAACAAUACAUGAAUCUUGUUCCUGGCAUAACAUGUACUGGUCUCCUCAAGAUAGAACCCUUUGUAUUUGUUGAAACAUAAGAAUGUAAAGGACCAAAGACUAGUAUAUGUCUACCAUAGAUUGUCUUUCAUUUUUUGUUCUGUUGUCUCUUAUAGUUCAAUGUUUUAUGAGCUAUAGGUAGUUCGACCAUUCGAGUGGCUAUACUCCUUUAACUUAGGCCUAAUCUAAAGACUUUUAUUAAGAAGCUCUUUUCACAUUAUUUUUAUUGUAGGUUCUUCUCGCUGGCUGACUCGGUGAUCAUGAAAGGUAAGUAAGUAGUAGAUUUUAUUUAGAUGUAUAAUAGAUUAUAAAUGUUAGGUCUCACUAAAAUAAUUGUAAACAGAAACAUUUUUGUAUAAAAUAACUGUUCUUAUCUAAAAAAAAAUGUAAAUUAACAUUUAUGAAUGCCAACAGGCAUAAUUUAAUUUUAAAUAGAGACUUACACAAGAAAAUACUCAUACGUUUGUUGUGGCAAAGCAAAUAAAUGUACAUUAAUAUUUUCUAUAAGUAAUUUCAAUAGGGUAGAAAAUAGGCUGUUUACAAAAUUAAAGAAAAUACUCCUUGUCUAAAAUAUGUUAUUAUUUAAUGUAUUUGCUUUCUAUCACAUUAUUAUGAUGAUUCUUUUUAUUGUACAUUAUAUUAUACUGAUAAGUUUAUUUUGAGUUAAGUUCAGGAUAAAGCACACAAUGAACUUAUUUAUCCUUUGAUUUUGUAACAAUCUGUGAGAAGAUAUGCCAUUGAAUGCUAAGAUUUGUUGCUGCUGGGAGUGUCUAAUUGCACACUCUCUAGCAGCAAAUAACAGAAGUAUUAAUUAUAAACAUAUUACACUAAAUAUCUUAUGUGAGCAAAUUCUGGCAAUAUAAAAAAUAUCCAAUGAUUAAAUUAAAUUAAUCAAAAUGAGGUUAUUAUUAGAAGAUUUAAAUACAAUUAGCAUGGUAGUGCUAUCUACAAAAAGGAUAGAUUUUUGGGUGAAGCUCAUUACGGGAAGGUCUGAAAAUGUUUCUUAUUAUUUGUAUACUAAAAGAGUCACCUAUUCCAUGCACUUUAAAGAAUAGAGAUAUGGAAUUAUAAGUGUUAAGUGUAAAAAGUACUUACCUACAAAAUAAACAAGUUUAAUUUUAACUAUAACUUUAAUUUACUAGGGUAUUUUGAGAAGAGCUGAAGGGUUUUAAGAGUCAGUAAAAUUAAUGGUUUGAGGUGAGAGCAGAAACUGUUAAAUGUGGGAAGUACUUUACAUACAGUGGAAGAAAGUCCUUCCUUGCCAUAUAGCUACUGUCCCUAUAUUGUACAUGAAGUUAGAUAGAAACUGUUUUAAAACCAAAACCUUUCAACGCUGAGUGACUUUUAUAAUAUUUAAAUAUUAGAUAAUUAUUGGUUUACUUGUUAAAAUGCAAAUUCCGUCUUUGUUGGUUGUAUUUACCUUACAAACAGUUUGAGCAACUGAAUAGAUAUGGGUUUCAUAUGUUACAGAUAGUAAUGAUAGCUAAUGGUGGUAAAACAUCACAGCCUUUGCUACUUAAGGCCCUUGUACUAUUAUUAGCCCACUGGUUGCCACUACCACCCUACUGUCUUUUAACAUAUGAUUGUAUUGGACCUUAUUACACUAGGGCAUCAAGAGGCACAGCUGCAUUCCUGGGCAUUGUUUUUAAUGAACCUUAUCGUACCAAGACGCACUAUGAGAUUGUCAUGUAGACGUUGUUCCAUCAGUCAUCACUGUCUAAGCACUGAGAUUCUCUAUAUAAGUUGCGCCACUAACCACCACAGUCUAAUUAAUUUUAGCAGCAUAACUCAGCGACCUAGUGUAAUACUUAAUGAUUAAUACUUGUGCUCACUUCACCAGUUUAUUUAUUCACCUCUCAACCAAUGCACGAGCAAUUUUCACCAAGCAUGUAAUUUUUGUAGUAUGUUAUACUCUGCUAAAUCCUGGUAAAAAUUUGAUUUAAGACUUGAAAACAGAUUGAUUUAUACGAUUCUUUUCUACUCGCUCCAACAUGAAAUUAAUUUAAAUUAAUUUCUUCGUGACAGCUUCGGCUUUUUGACCUUCUUGUUGGUACAAAUAAGAAAGGCUCAGACCUAAACAAAAUACUGAUUGAAAAUCUAUUUUGUGUUUAUCAAGAAUCGAGAUCUUUAUUCAUUAGUAAACAUGCAAUGAUGCAAUAGAUCAUAUCAUUACUGUGAUAUAGAGAAAUCUCAAUAGAAAAAAAUUGUAAUACACCCUCAUAUGAUAAAUUAAAAUAAACUAUCCACUAUGCUAGUUUUGUUUAUUGUGUGCUUAUUAUGAAUGACUCUUACUAGUACUUAGAAUAAGUUAUUGAUUAAUUUUUCUCUCUAAGAAUUAAACAUUUCAAAUAUUGAUUCCAUUAAGAAACAUUAUUUUAGUUAAUUAAAACAAAAUAUUUUAAGUACCUAAUUUAAUUAAAACGAUAAUUUUAACUGCUAAUAUAUUGCUGAACUUGAUGCAUUUAAAAUUUUUUAGCAAAUAUAUUGCAUAUAAUUUGUUAUUAAGUUUAGUUUUUACAACCUUCAGACCUAUGUUUAAUAAAUAAAAUAAUUUAAGUACUUCUCUGAGGUUGAACAGUUUCUAAAGUUAUGCUCUACAGGAUUAAUUUCUUAGAGAUAAUCUCCUAUACGUAAAAAAAUUCUGGAAGUGAUUUGCACUGUCACAACUUUUUAGGCACGAUUUAUUAUUAAUCAAAUUUAACAUAACAGUAAAAAAGCAAUGGAAUCACAAAGUUAUAUAAUAAAUAAUUCUAUGACUAUAAUUAUUGCGGCUAUGAAGUUGGACAUUUGAUAAAAACCUGUAAAUUUUGUUGCUUGGAAAAUUCUAUUAUAAUUUAGUGGAAUUCAUUGUAAAUUAUAUUUACGAUUUGGUCUGCCAAGGAUCAAUUAAAUACUCAGUAUUUAACUUUUAUUAUUAAAAAUAUCCCUUUUAUAUAGAAAAUAAUUUAACCACCUGUUCAUUUUCAUAGCCAUUAUCUAAAAAAAAAACAACCUAACAAAACAUGUAAUCUAAAUUUAUAGAUGGUAUGCUCAAACUUUAAAGUACAGUAGAUAUUAUUUUAAGCCAUAGGUUACUUUAAUAGGUAGGAUUUUAAUAUGCUACUCACAUUCAAAUCGUUACCCAGUGCCAACCUCCCUGAAACCGAAACCAGAAAACUCACCAGCCGAAAGCCAAAUGUGGACAUUUUGUAAAUUAUUAUCUUAGCGGUAGUUACAACUAAGUGAUUAUUAAAUUUACGAAAAGCGCUUCGAUACUGUUAUUUCUAUGUUGUUUGUUUUGUAUUCAAGUAAAAAUAAUAUGUUGAAUAAAAUAAAACUAUAUUGGUCACAAAGAGGA
Messenger RNA from Homalodisca vitripennis (glassy-winged sharpshooter), 17052 nucleotides. RefSeq names its product ankyrin repeat and IBR domain-containing protein 1-like. NCBI's taxonomy places the organism in Eukaryota, Metazoa, Arthropoda, Insecta, Hemiptera, Cicadellidae. Gene Ontology annotation, biological process: positive regulation of proteasomal ubiquitin-dependent protein catabolic process; protein polyubiquitination; ubiquitin-dependent protein catabolic process. The coding region runs from base 457 to 4812 and encodes 1451 amino acids. The record is from RefSeq and is a predicted model, not a curated record. Gene Ontology annotation, molecular function: ubiquitin protein ligase activity; ubiquitin conjugating enzyme binding; zinc ion binding. The transcript is spliced from 23 exons. Gene Ontology annotation, cellular component: cytoplasm; ubiquitin ligase complex.